This is a messenger RNA of Penicillium verhagenii, 867 nucleotides long. RefSeq lists its product as uncharacterized. The coding region runs from base 1 to 867 and encodes 288 amino acids. The transcript has a single exon. The record is from RefSeq and is a predicted model, not a curated record. Lineage: Eukaryota; Fungi; Ascomycota; Eurotiomycetes; Eurotiales; Aspergillaceae.
AUGUCUUCCGAGACCCCUUGCCCAUUCCGCAUCUCGCUGCGCGACCAAAUCGACUUGGAGCGUAAUGAGGCUUUCCAAGCCAUGCGGGAACAACUGCGCCGCCAGGAUUGCGGCAUGGAAGGCCCGACCUUCUGCUCCACCCACCGACAUGAAUGCGACUCAACCGACCAAGAAGCCUUCCGCCUCCAUCGCGAUAUCAUCCACACCCUCCUCGUGCCUCUCUUCCUAAUCAACCACCAAGCCGAACAGAUCGCCACCCAGGCCCUCCCCAGCACAAAAGGGGCCGAACCCGAACGCGCCUUCCGCGGCGAAGCGCGUAGCGCCUUUGCCUGGCUCCACUGUAUCCUGAUCGAAGAGCACGACUGGUAUCUGACAGCGCGUUGCCCAACCUGCAUCGUGCUUCACGUCCUUCACUCCGAACCUACAAUUCGAUUCCUGACCGUGGCCGCUCAGCUCGCGGGGUCGCGCUCCGGCUUUAGGUGCUGGCUUUCUGCGCUCGAGACCGCCGUGCGCGAGGACCCGUUCUGGGGCGAUGCAUUCUGGCCUGAUAUCGAGGACCGUGCUUCCCGUUUGACCGACGGUGUGCAGCAACUGGUGCGUCAAUGUCAUGAGUUGCGCGCCAAUCUGGAAAGCCCCACCUUUGAGAGACCCUCGUUGGCGAAGACGUCUCCAGUGUAUGAGCGACCGGCCUGCACCAUUGCUAUCAAGACUUCGAGCUUUGCCCGGAAACAGGUCAAGCUGAGCCGCGAGGAGCAGCGUUACCGAUCUUCUCUGAUCUGGAACUCGUGGAAUUGCUCUAGGGAAAUGCGUCAGCCGCUGGGUGGUAAUGGCUCGACCCAAUCCCGACAACGGUCCAUGACCUCUUGA